GGCAGGCUAACUUAGUAGCUAUAAAUGAGCAAAUAGCAGUUCAGAUAGGAAAUCAAGCAUUAAAUGAAGCACUUGGCCAACCAGGAACUACAAUAGUCAAGUUGAGAGCUGUAAAAGAUCCCUGA
Molecule: messenger RNA, 125 nt
Organism: Racocetra fulgida
Lineage: Eukaryota; Fungi; Glomeromycota; Glomeromycetes; Diversisporales; Gigasporaceae
Source: the annotation of a GenBank genome assembly